Molecule: messenger RNA, 1729 nt
Organism: Aspergillus vadensis CBS 113365
Lineage: Eukaryota; Fungi; Ascomycota; Eurotiomycetes; Eurotiales; Aspergillaceae
Exons: 2
Coding region: 320-1678 (452 amino acids)
Source: RefSeq, a predicted model, not a curated record
GAGGACCGACACUUCCCAGCUCACGAUUAAAUUGAAGGUUGAACCUAGAUACCAAGAGCAAUUUAAUAGGUAACCAUUCGUCGACAUGUCAGCCAUUCGGUCGGCCAUAGGAUCCGAAUGAAUCAGGAGUUCGCUUGCCAAAAGCCAGUGGAAUUAACAGAACACCAACUCAAGUAUCAACCUGAGCGAACCUUGUUCCAGCGUGAGGUCACCUGGCUGGUUCUCUACAGAAUAUAUCCAGCGCGAAGCCAGUGCAGACCAUUGUGGAGUACUCUACAUUUCAAGCAUCCUGGGCUGAAGAAGGAACAACGACCACGCCAUGGAGAAAGCCAAGUAUCGUUGUCGAACUGUCCACCCUCUUACUUGCGAUGCCAUGGUCUUCACCGGACUUAUCGUGGACGCGCAUCUAGAUGAAGUCGUGUUGAGGCAUACGGCAGCUCAGCUGGUAAAAGCACAGGGCCGCCCGUAUACACUUUCCACUGGCUCGACUGUUGACUUUGCAAGUCGGACGCUUCCCAAAGGUGCAGCAUCCUGGAAACAUGGCGUGCUCCAGUCUAGAGAAUGCAACCAACCGACGAUUAUUGACGCCCUCGACCCUGAAGAACUGGAUGUUGCUUUCAUCUUCAAUGUACCUGCCAGACCUGCGAAUGUCUUCCUCGUCCGCGUUACGAUUCUCCAGGACGCCACCCUACUUUGCUUUGGCAUCAGCCAUCAUCUGGCCGACGGCACUGCCGCCUACGACGUAAUUCGGGCCUAUUGUGACCUGCUCGCGGGUCGGCCUAUCACAUCUCCGCUACUACCACCCGAUGCUUGUGGUCACCGAAUGUCCGACCGAGUGAUACUCAACGACCCGCAGGAAAGGUCGGUUCGAUCCAUAACCUAUGCCGAACAUCUGUCCAACUUCACCACUGGGUUCUGGCCGAUUCUACUACUGAUAGCCAGAGUAAUCUGGUGUCUACUGCUGCGCAAGCUAUGUCUGCAGGAAACCUUGGAGGAACGGUACAUUUACCUGCCAGACGACUGGGUAGGCGCCAUGCACAAACGAGCACUCUCUGCUUUCGCCGCCACACCUGUGGGUGCCCAGCCGACCAGGAACAAUGUCAUUAAUGCAUGGUUUCUCAAAACGGUCUAUGGUCCCCUCCCGAGCAGUCGAGCUGAGAUGUAUUUCUAUGGUCCGCUCAGUUAUCGGUGUGUGGUUGAACCUCCCCAGCCAGGGACGUAUUGGAUUCAUAACAGCAUCGGGCUAUUGCGGCACAAGCUGUCGGUGUCUCAGAUCCAGAAUGAGCCCGUAGCCAUGCUAGCAGGCAGGCUCCGUUUAGCCAGCUUGCGAUACACCUCUCCGGCGUCCAUCAAGGCGUUCCUGCGAAUGUGCGAGGAUCAUGCGUCACAACGGAUGUUGCCGCAAAUCCCCGCGAACGGAAGGAUGCCGAUGGUUAUGAUCACCACGUGGACAAGUUUCGAUUUCGCAUGCCUCGACUUUUCUGGGGCCGCAUGCGAUCAGGGCAAACCGGCCAGGGUUCUCUUCGUCCACCCCCUUGUACAGAGCCUGCGACAGGGAGUGUGGCCGUCAGCAUAUACGCUGAAAGGUGCACGGGAGGGUGGGUACUGGCUAAGAGCCUGGAACACUCCAUCGGUAUGGAAGAAGUUCAGUCAAAUGGCGGAUGUCGAUACUCUAUGAUAUUUCAGCUUGAUGAAAUCUAUGUUAGAUAGGUAUCGCCCCUAGAGAUCC